AUGUCCGUGGAUGCAUUGGACCUCCAGAAAGCCGCAGACAUCUUUGAGGAACACGGCUGUCUUGUCGUGCGGGGGCUGAUGGCACCCUAUAUUAAGGCAAUCCAUCAGGACAUUGAGGCUGCCGCCGCAGAAUCCCUAUCGCUCCUUGACGAAGCGGAGCAGAUUGUUGAGGGAUGGCGCACGCCCAACGGCACGCUGUUCAUUCCAGCGCCAUCGGGCUACGAACGCGACAAACAAAUUAUGGUGUUGUCGGUGAAUUAUCAGACGAGUGCAGCGUUUUUCCAAUCCGCUUUCGAUGAAACUACAGCCAAUAUCGUGGAGACGAUCUUGGGACCGAAUAUGGAGAUCUUUGGUGGCGGACAGUGCCUCUAUAAGGAGCCGGUUGGCGGACAUCCGAAGCAUCUACAUCAGGAUUCUGCCUACUUUGAACACCGCUAUCAGGGACCCGUCGGCAUUCUGAGUUAUGUUGUGGACACUGACUUGGUAAAUGGUGCGUUACACGUCGUGCCGGGUUCACACAAACUUGGACAACUCAAGCAUAUUGAUACGUUCUCGCACCUCGGUCUGGCGGAGGAUGAGUGGCCCUGGGAGAGCGCGCUCCCCGUUUCUGGCAAAGCCGGUGAUUCGAUCUUCUUUAACGUCAAGACCAUCCACGGUUCCAAACAGAAUAUGUCGGACAAACCGCGUCCGAUUUUCAUCAACCGCUACCGCCGAACAGACGACUAUGUGAUCAUCGGUGGAACCACGACAGCAAAUCGUGCGGAGUCAGAAAAACGCGCCGCCGCCGCUGAGGAAGCGAAGAAAGCAUCCAGUGAUCGAGGUUUGAUGUUGCGCGGAUUCCGUCCCUUUGAUUCGUAG
This is a messenger RNA of Geodia barretti, 858 nucleotides long. The record is from the annotation of a GenBank genome assembly. Lineage: Eukaryota; Metazoa; Porifera; Demospongiae; Tetractinellida; Geodiidae.